AUGCAUUCCUUUGAUGAGGAUAUUAGUAAGCUAUUCGGUUUCGAGCUUUAUGAUGAUGUUAUCACUUUGUACGAGCUGUCAUAUGCUGAGCAAGUGUUAAGUAAACUCCAGGCUGCAACUGUGGUCUCGAUGGUAGCCGAAUCCUACUACCAGCGUGAUUGUUUUAUCAAAAGUCAAGAGGCUUUUUAUCGUGCGAUUACAUUAACAAAGACAUUAUCGAAGUCACUGAGCAAAUAUUUGAAAUUUUCUGAAGCUGAACUGAAAUACCGACUUCAUCGCUGUUUACUGAAACAGCGUAAACGAGAGGAAGCAAUGGGUGUUUUGGGUAGCAUUGCUGAGGAGGAAAUGACUCCGAAAAUUAUAUCAGCAUUGGCCCGUCUGCAUCAUGUACCUUCGAAUGAUUAUACUAGCCGCGAUAAGGUUAAAACAGUGGGAAAUGCAAUGCUGUACCAUAAAAAAGUGGUUGAAAUAUGUCCAGAAGCCAUCGAUUCUUUGUCAUGCAUUGUACGAUAUGGCCUAAAAGAGGGAAUUUGCACAUCUCACCGUAGUCGCACCGUUCAGGCUUGGCUUAAAGCACAGGAAGCUGUUGCUGAACAAAAGCAUUACAAUGCAAUUUCUCAACUCUCUGGUGUGCCACCGGGAAAUUUAAAGAUAUUGAUUGAGUUAGGGCGGUUGCAUUAUAUUGUUGGGGAGAAUCAGAAGGCAGCUGUGUAUCUGCGACGAGCACAUCAUCUAGAUCCUAGCACUUCUUACUCAAUGGACAUUUUGGCAUUUAUUUUGGCACAGGAACAGAACUAUAAAGACUUGGAAAAUCUGGCAGCUACUUUGAUGGACGCGCAAGAAACUCCCGAAGCUUGGGUGGCAUAUGCUUUUCUUGCCAAAUGCCAGAAAAGGCAUGACAAAGCAUUGUAUUUCACAGAAAAAGCUUGUAAGUUAGCAGAUUGGCAUGUACAUCCAAUGGCAAUAUUAUUGAGAGCUCUAAUUCUAAUGGAUAAAAAGAAAUUCGACGAGGCCAUAGCCGAAUUGCGCGAUGCUCUUGUUAUUCAUCCUGCAAAUUACACUCUUUAUGAAGCUCUGGUCCAUGCAUUUCUUCUUCAGGAAAAAACUCAGGAGGCUCGAGUUGUUGCUUGUACAUGUCGACACAUUCUUGGUCAAGAUAAUGCUCGGGCAUUGUAUCUUUGUGCUACCUUAGCUGCUAAAGACGAAUCGACGGCAAUAUCGAUAUCCCCUCAUUUGUUGGAUGCUGUAUUUCUCCUUGUGGCCCUUUACGAUAAAACACAAAGUUAUGAAAAAGCGAUUACACUGCUAAGGAAGCAAACUCAGACGACAGUGAAUAGUCGACUUCAUCGUUUACUUGGUGAUUUCCUGACCAAAACGAAUCGUCCAGUUGAUGCAUGUCAUCAGUACAGAUUAGCGGUUGAUGGUGAUGCGACUGCAGCUAAAGCAAUGGAUGCAUUGGAAAUAAUGCCUGGAAUGUACACUCCAGAGUCUCUACCGUCAGUUAUUUGUCGUGGGAUAUCAAGACGUCGAACUAGCCAAAUAUGUCACAGCGAUCAGGCAUCAGUUGCUGAACGAAACAUCUAA
Acanthocheilonema viteae is the source of this 1584-nucleotide messenger RNA. The record is from the annotation of a GenBank genome assembly. NCBI's taxonomy places the organism in Eukaryota, Metazoa, Nematoda, Chromadorea, Rhabditida, Onchocercidae.